Molecule: messenger RNA, 2840 nt
Organism: Phyllopteryx taeniolatus (common seadragon)
Lineage: Eukaryota; Metazoa; Chordata; Actinopteri; Syngnathiformes; Syngnathidae
Gene: odad4
Product: outer dynein arm docking complex subunit 4
Exons: 8
Coding region: 1211-2320 (369 amino acids)
Cellular component (GO): cytoplasm
Molecular function (GO): protein binding
Source: RefSeq, a predicted model, not a curated record
CCUUUGCGACGGUAUGGUAAUUUAACAAAUAUCAAAAUUAAUUAUAAAUGUUUAAUCUUAAGCAGGAAUGAAAUGAGCUUUUAUUAUUCCUGUUUUGUAGAAGUUUCAGUUUUUAGAGCAGGAAAAUAGUGACAUUACAAGCUCACAAAUGAACACUUAGCAAUGGGAAUCUCAUAGUAAUGUAAUAAAUGCCAAUGUGCAUAACAUCUUUACGUACAGGUGCAUCUUAACAAUAUAUCUUAAAAAACAAUUUUUUCAGUAGUUCAACUUAGAAACUGAAAUCCCUAAAUUUAAAGAUUUAGUACAUCCAUCCAUCCAUUUUCUGAGCCGCUUCUCCUCACUAGGGUCGCGGGCGUGCUGGAGCCUAUCCCAUCUGUCAGCGGGCAGGAGGCGGGGUACACCCUGAACUGGUUGCCAGCCAAUCGCAGGGCACGUACAAACAAACAACCAUUCGCACUCAGUCAUGCCUACGGGCAAUUUAGAGUCUCCAAUUAACGCAUGUUUUUGGGAUGUGGGAGGAAACCCACGCAGGCCCGGGGAGAACAUGCAAACUCCACACAGGUGGGGCCGGGGGUUGAACCCUGGUCCUCAGAACUGUGAGGCUGACGCUCUAACCAGUCGUCCACCGUGCCGCCAGAUUUAGUACAUACUAACUAAAAAGAUUUCAUGAUUUUGUAUUGUGAUUGUUAUAGGGAUUUUUUUUAUUUAUUUAUUUUUUAUUGAACAGGUCGGGCUUGGGUGUGGUCAGUGAAUAUCAACUCAGCUAAGAUAAUUGACGAUUUAACAAGGGAGGCAGUUACUUUUCAACACAGCACCUUAAUAAAUCAUUUAUAAACGCCGUUUUGUGUUAACUUGUGUUACCUUUGACAAAUAUUUACAUUUGUUUGAUGAUCUUAAAGUGGAGAAGUGAUGCGAACAAAUUUUGAGAAUGGUGGCAAAUAUUUUUUUCACGGCAGUGUAUAAAUACAUGUAAGAUGUUUGAUUCAAGUCAAAGCUCUGAAGCUGGUUCUCAUUGAGUAAGUGUACCUAAAGUCUUGUCUGGUGGAAAUUCUGCAUGUCCGCACAUUGUACAGCCGGGGGCGCUAUUGGGUCUGUUUGUUAGCGCGGUUGCCGGGUUACCGAGCCACAGAAGUGCCUCUUCGGCUGCGUUUGUUUGUUUGUUUUUUUCUUUUUCUUUUUAUGCUCUUAUAGACUAAAUUCCCAGUGGAAAAUGUCCGAAACGGAGUCUGAGUGCAAAACUGUGAAGGCCAAGGGUGUUUUCUCCACUUCAAUGGCAGAAGGCGACUGGUUGCUGCUCAGGGGCCAGUGUGAGAAGGCGGCGGAGAGUUAUAGCACGGCUCUGACACUAAAACCAAAGGACAAGUACUGCUUUGUGGGCCGCUCUAAGUGCUACCUAAGGAUGGGUCAGUACGAAAAAGCCCUGAGGGACGCCGAAGCUUCACUUCAAGAAGACGAGUCCUUUUUUAAAGGGUUGUACCAGAAGGCCGAGGCUUUGUAUUGCAUGGGGGAGUUUGAAUUCGCGCUUGUGUUUUACCACCGGGGACUGAAGCUGCGUCCACAAGUUCAAGACUUCCAGCUGGGCAUCCAGAAAGCGCAGGAGGCCAUCGAGAACGUCAUCACAGGACCAACUACCAACAACUACCUAACAACCCCUGAUUAUGAGGACUGUCUCAAUACUUUUGUCCAUAUGAUCAUCCAUAUGUGUUCCCACUCAGUCCCUGCUGCCGUCAGACAGAGGCAUAAAGGAGACACUUUGCAAAAAGAUGAGCAGCAGAUGACAACAUACAAGAAGCCUCAAGCCUCCGAGACAGAGAAGAAGUCCAAGAAAUUUCUGGGGGAGUUUUACGAGGAUAGGAAAUAUCUAGAGAACCUUUUGAAGGAUGAAGCCUUGGUGAAAAGCAGGACGAGAAACGGUGAGCAACUGCAGGACCUCAUCCAGGGCUGCCUUACGUACUUGGACUACUGCGCUGACUUCUGGAACCAGCAGAAGCCCCCGCGUCCUCCACCCAAAGACCCUCGACGGCAGCGAAGCAAGCGGGGCAAGGCGCCCGCCCGUGCCCCCUCGGAACCUGCACACUUUUUACUAAAGAGCCUGGAGGACAUUGACGCAGAUUUGGCGUCAGGAAAGAGCAACAGCAGUUCGAAGAAGGCUCAGGGGGUUCUGCAAAUGGUGCAGGGAUGGUCGGAGAAGGACGUGCCGGAUGAGAAGCACGAUUUGGGAAGCACGCACAGCUUCACUGGGAACGCUUUGGUGGACCUCGGGGAGAUGGACAAAGCGAGGGAGUACCACCUCAAGGACUUGGACUUGGCUGAAAAAUGAGUUGGGAGCAGUAGGUGGCGAGAAGAUAUCCAGUGAUGCGCCCCCCCACACCCCACAUCAGUCUGUCGCUGACCGCCGGGUUCCUGCGGUCACAAAGGGACACAAAGGGACGCCAUCGUUGCAAUCGCUGCAAUAUCCGAGCAACGCUGAAUAAUGACCGCAGUGAUGCGCAAUGUAUAGUAAAUGUACAGCGGCCGAGACCGAUCACAAUGGAAAUGCAAACGCCACAACACAUUAAAACUGGCCGGAUCUGGUUGCACUGGUUUGCACAAUCUCUCGAGUUUUAUUUGAAGAGUCUAGACGUGCAAAGUCCCUAAACUUACUCUAGAUGAGUAUGUGAAUCUCUUCUCUAUCUUGUGAAUGUUUUUCUUACUCGCCACAAUAAUUUCAGAAUACAGCUGUUAAGAUACUGUCAUGUGCAAUGUAACUGCCAAGGGUUCAAUACACACUGUGUUGUAAUUUCAAAGUGUGUAAUUUCUUUGUUAAUGAGCCAUUACUGAUUAAAGGCUGUUUUGCAGUU